GAAGCAAAAGGAACCAGAGCAGCAAACAAACAAAAUACCUAUAUAGGUACCUCUUUAUGAAUCGCAGUCGUUGAUAAAGUUUUAUGUUUUAUGACAUUGUAAUUCAUUUUCACAUUUCAAUAUCACACAUAUUUAAUAAUGUCGCUCAAUACGGCGCACGCAGAUCAUGGAGUAUUGAUACAUGCCGGAGAAUGUAUCAUAUUAUUUUCUGAUAAUGUGAAUGUGGACUUCUAUGGUAAUGAGACAGGGGAGUUCAAGGGCACUAAAACUGGUCGGAUGUACUUGACCACUCACCGGCUGAUCUACAACUCCAAGUCCAAUUCUGAUCCUAUGAGGUCAUUCAGCUUCCCAUUUAUUGCAUUGCAGGAUGUGACAGUAGAACAACCAAUGUUUUCUGCAAAUUUCAUUAAAGGGAAAGUCCGAGCACAACCCAAUGGGAAUUUCAUUGGUGAAGUCAAGUUCAAGCUGACUUUCAAGGCUGGAGGCGCCAUAGAGUUCGGAACAGCUAUGUUGAAAGCUGCUCACAUUGCGUCCCGAUACAACCCGGGCGCGUCUCCGCCGCCGUACACGCCGCCCGCCGGCCCGUGGUACGCCGCGCCGCCGCCCGCCUACCAGCCGCCCGCCCAGGGAUAUUAUGGAUGGGUGCCGCCUUACUCAGCUUUCCCGGACCAGCCGCCACCAAAUUCAGUUUUUGUGUCGGACAACCCUCCGCCGUACCCCGGCGUGACCGGCGUGGCUGGCCAGGGCGUCGGUUUCUCUGGCGGUCAGUCAGGCUUCGCUUCUAAUGGCAUGGGCGCCCCGCCAGGGUACCCUGGAAAUGCCAGUGCCCCGGGCUACCCCCCGGGCAACGCCAGUGCCCCGGGCUAUCCCCCCGGCCCAGCGGACAUGCCCCCGGGCUACCCUGGCGGGUUCGUAACACCCGGAGCCCCGGCUGGCAUGUCAUCUAGGGACGCCAAAGCGGCGGAAGCUGCGCAGAGCGCGUACUACGACCCCAACCGGCCGCAGACCGCAUAUGUGCCGCCGCCCUACGACCAACCCCCGACGUAUCAAGAAUCUACAUCAAAGAAAACAAACUGAAGCAUUGCCCGCAUUACCACAUGAUGUCGGACCAGGGAUGAUGCUUUGAUCACACAAACACAGCAAAUUCGACAUCAUUUUAUAAGUACUAUUUAAUUUUCUUUUAAAAUGUGUAACAUUCCUUAUAACUGUUUGAAAUCUAUUUUAAUUUUAAUCAUUAUUUAACUAUGUAAAGAAUGCUUUAUGAACUGGCUAUAAAUUAUAUAUAAAAAAGAUUCGACAAAUGACUAAUUUGUUGGAAUAAAACGUCAUAUAACACACGUGCAUUGAUCAUUGCAUACUCGGUCUUAUUUUAGCGGUUGCCUCGUGUGAUAGUCCCGCCUAGUAUCCAUUAUCCAACAUUUGUACCUACGCUUGAAUCAUAAUGCACUACUAAAGUACAGCAGUCAAUUUAGAGAUAUAUUGCUUGCACAGUGAUAAAGGUACCCAAAAAUACUUAAUUUUGAUCUGAAAAUCGUCAACCGAUUUUCAAAGCGUCAUCAUUCAUUUCAAUUCUCCACAUGAAAACUAUACAUAUAUGGAAAGCGACGAUCUUGAUAUAUAAAUACCGUCGUUUUUCCUACGUAUUGAUAAAUAUUUAGAGCACAUAAAGAUUUUCGUUCAUAUAAACAUAUAGCCUAUUGAACACCGAUUCUGCCACCAGUGUUAAAUUAGUAUCUAUACAUUAUGAGUAUUAAAUAUGAUUAUGAUUGUUUUAUUGUUCUAAAUUGUAUUGUUUAUAUGUAGCUAUAUAAUCGUUAAAAAAUAAAGCGCUUCUGUAAAGUAAUAA
Molecule: messenger RNA, 1846 nt
Organism: Plodia interpunctella (Indianmeal moth)
Lineage: Eukaryota; Metazoa; Arthropoda; Insecta; Lepidoptera; Pyralidae
Gene: Wbp2
Product: WW domain binding protein 2
Exons: 7
Coding region: 139-1077 (312 amino acids)
Biological process (GO): positive regulation of DNA-templated transcription
Cellular component (GO): nucleus
Molecular function (GO): ubiquitin binding; chromatin DNA binding; transcription coactivator activity
Source: RefSeq, a predicted model, not a curated record